Messenger RNA from Ceraceosorus bombacis, 1170 nucleotides. Lineage: Eukaryota; Fungi; Basidiomycota; Exobasidiomycetes; Ceraceosorales; Ceraceosoraceae. The record is from the annotation of a GenBank genome assembly.
AUGCCCAUUGAUCCCUCGCUCGAUAUUUCCCAAAACUUUCCGAGGCCAAGCGUUUACCUGCAAAGACAACUCAGCAAAGGUAGAUUCAGACCUGGCCAGCUUGACCCACCCGCGCAGAGAAAGUUUGCCGAAGACAUCCUUUCGCCCUCGCCCAAAGAUGCGAAGGAGGUUUCGCCGGGAAAGAGACUCAGCUUUAGCGUUGUGCCUGCGACGAAUGUGUUGCCUGCUAGCCAAGCUCAUGAGCUGCUCAAGGAGCCUAAACCUCUGCUUGCGACUGCUUCCUCUGGAGAGAUUCCCACCUCUGGUCGAUUGAAUCGACAGCUCUCGUCAGGCGCCACCUCUGCAGCUCUGCAUCAACAAGCAGGUCAUGUUCUUCAGCCAGGCGUCUCGGCUCUCGAGAUGAAGCCAGCUGCGGAGCUCCCAAGCAAGACUGGCUUGACCCGAAAGGUAUACAAGGCCUUUUCGCAGACGUAUAGGCGAGUGAAGAAGGUUCUCGGGGUGAGCAAAAAUUCGUCCAAGGGGGAGAGAUCGAACGGCUGCUCGGAUUCUAGCAAGUGCAAAAAGACGAUGACAGGCGAGGAAAGGUUUCCAGAGCUGGACAAGGACAUUCACAUCCCGAUCACUCCACCCGCAAGUCAUCGGUCUCCCUCGCCUUCGCCAUCGAUCAGUCCGUCCGAAGACUUGUCCAACUUUUUCAACUUCGAACACAAGUCCAAAUCUGCCUCUUCGAUUGAGCAGAGUCCACGACAACCCCAGCCGGACGUGAGCAGGUGGAAUUUCAAAUUCGCUAGCGGUGCACAUCAUCGCCAUGGGAACUUGCAGAAGCAAAAGCAGGUGCAUAAUGGUUGGACUAGUCCUUCUUCCUCAGACGACGAGGUCAGCAAAAGCAAAAGUCGGAGCGAGGCAAUGAUCUUGAAGAACAAGGAACAUGCCUCGCAAGGGGACAGAUCCGAUCCUACGCGUCUAACUUUUCGUCCCAAAUCGACGGCGCAAAGUCGAAGGACUAGAGCUGGAUCUGUAGGAAAUGUUGCUGAACUGAGGGAGGAAAGGAAAGGAGCUCCGCUCGCACUGCUUGUCAAGGGAGCAGGACCCGAUGGAUUGGGACAACGCUCCAGGUCGGUCAAUCAAGCGGAUACUGUGCGCACAGCUCACUGGACCGCUGCCUACUGA